AUGCUUCCAGGGGUUGAAUGUGCUAGAAAGAGACGGUUGCAUCAAAGUAGAGAAGGAUGUGAUCCCACAACAACACGUUCAUUCUGUUUAUAUACACGAAACCUUCAAUCUAGUACUUCUUUCCCACCAAUACCCUCUUCACUGGAAAGAAGCAUGUUAAAGAAGAAACAGUCGUUGAUUGAUGAGAAACUGGGAGGAUCGGCAAGAGAAGCUAAACGGAGAUUAGAUGAGAAGCUUACAGCAUGUAUGAAGUCAGAUGAAAAUCAACACCAGAAAAGGAAAAGUAUUUUUGCUGGUUUAUUGAGGCAAUUCAAAUCUUAA
Molecule: messenger RNA, 321 nt
Organism: Lathyrus sativus (Indian pea)
Lineage: Eukaryota; Viridiplantae; Streptophyta; Magnoliopsida; Fabales; Fabaceae
Source: the annotation of a GenBank genome assembly